AUGAGCGAUCAGCAACAGCCUGUUGCCCCUGCCUCGCCAGCUGCGCCGGCAGCUCUCGCUCAGACGAGCUCGCCGCCAACUCAGACAGCCCAGACCGCUCAGUCAGCACCGACCCCGCAGCAGCAGGCGGGACUGAGUGACACCUCAGCCGGAACGCAAGUCUUCUCCGCGCCAACAGAGACAACAGGACCUGAAGCCGUGCCCGAUUCCUUCUUCGAGCCGACACUGCAGGAUGUGCAGGCGCACCAUGCUUCGGUCGUGGCGCGCAGCAAGCGUCUAAACGAGGCUCCCCUCCUGACAGCGAAGCACCGCGAUGCUGACGUUGCGGCUCGUGACGCGAAGAAGGCGGAGAAGUGGCCGAACGUGAGCUCAGAUGGCUAUUCUCAGCUGACAACAGACGACGAUUCGCAUAAAGUUCUCAGAUGGAACGCAGAUUCAGAGCACUUUCCCUUCGUCUUCUGCCCGGUGUACGCUUUCGUGCGUGAGAGUCUCGGAGCCGACGUCAAGGAGCAGCCCUUUACGCUGUACCAGCCUCCGCGGACCAUGUUCCCCGAGAAGCCCGUCCCGCAGCCGCCGCAGAAGAAGCACAUCAACCCGGCGAUGAAGGCGCGUGUGAUUGCGCCGGCGAACUAUGGCCCGCAGCGGGGGCUCAGCACGCAGGGCGGGACGGGAGGGAACGAGAGUCUGUCCCAGCUCGGGCUUGUGCCGCAGAGCGUGCUGCUCGUGAAGUGGGAUGACACGGAGAUGAACUCGUCCACUUACGCCGCGCCACUGAACGAUGAGCUCAAGGCGAGGAUGAAGCCCCUGCCCGCACCCGUGACUAAGGAGGCCGAGCCGCCCAAGGGAGAUCCGAUCAAGCAGAUGCAGACGGGAGAGAAGAAGAUGCCCAAGUGGCUGCAGAAGGGGUUGAUGAAGAAGAAGACGUAA
Trichosporon asahii var. asahii CBS 2479 is the source of this 927-nucleotide messenger RNA. RefSeq lists its product as uncharacterized. The record is from RefSeq and is a predicted model, not a curated record. Lineage: Eukaryota; Fungi; Basidiomycota; Tremellomycetes; Trichosporonales; Trichosporonaceae. The transcript has 4 exons. The coding region runs from base 1 to 927 and encodes 308 amino acids.